CUUGAGGAUGCAUUGAGUAUACUGAGAGACAUCAUGAUUGUAUAACCUUACUUUUGUUUCAUAUAUAAUUGGAAUUAAAAUAAUGUCGAUAUUUCAUAACGUUUUAACAAAUUUACAAAAACGAUGUUUGCAAAUGUUAAAGUACAGUACUACAGUUAAAUCAGACGCAGUUGUAUCAGAUAUAUUCAAACCAAUAAUUGAUAUAAAAUCAUAUGAUGAUAGUGAAAGAUUUUUUCACAAGCCACGAGAAGUGUGGAUGGAAAAUUUAGAUACGAUUGAGGAAAAGAAAUUAGGUCUGAUCAAUUUGCAUCCGGAAAUAUUUGCGGCUCAACCAAGAAUUGAUCUCAUUCAUGAAAAUGUUAGAUGGCAAAGGUUAUAUAAUUUUGUGUGUUAUGCGCAUUCGAAGACUAAAGCAGAGGUAAGAGGAGGAGGUAAAAAACCUUGGAGACAAAAAGGUACAGGAAGAGCACGUCAUGGUAGCAUACGAUCACCUUUAUGGAGAAAAGGUGGUCGAAUUCAUGGUCCCAGAUCGCAUACUACCCAUUUUUAUAUGUUACCAUUUUAUUCUCGCAUUGCUGGUCUUACAUCAACAUUAUCUGUUAAACUUGCUCAAGAUGAUUUACAUUUGGUAAAAGAUUUAGAAAUACCUUCCAAUGAACCAUCUUAUAUCGAGCAAUUGAUUGAAGAAAGAAACUGGGGACCUUCGGUGCUUAUUGUAGAUAGCGAAGAUAUUAUGCCAGUUAAUUUGACCAUGGCAACAGAUGCUAUACCCCAUGUAAAUUUAAUGCCUGUUUAUGGUUUGAAUGUGUACAGUAUGCUAAAACAUAAUACUUUAAUAUUAACACACAGAGCGGCACGAUUGAUAGAAGAAAAAUUACUAUUUCAUUUGAAUAGACCAGACAGCAGAAAAUUGUUAGGGAAAUUCAAAAUAAGUCAACAGUAAAUGGCUUGUUACAUCACUUAAUCAACACUUUACUUGCAUAGAUUGUAGCAUCUUUGUCAUAUUGACUUGAAUUAAAAAAAUAAAUCUCUUAAA
Molecule: messenger RNA, 1036 nt
Organism: Polistes dominula (European paper wasp)
Lineage: Eukaryota; Metazoa; Arthropoda; Insecta; Hymenoptera; Vespidae
Gene: mRpL4
Product: mitochondrial ribosomal protein L4
Biological process (GO): translation
Cellular component (GO): ribosome
Molecular function (GO): structural constituent of ribosome
Source: RefSeq, a predicted model, not a curated record